UUCCGAGAGUCAUGGUGCGCUGCAGUUGCAUGUUGUUUAGAAAGGUCCGUGGCUGUCCUCCUCAACCUGAUGUCAGCUCUGGUGCCUCUGGCACAACCUGAUGGCUCUGGUUCGCCUUCGAUUUCCUCCCUCCGCAUGUUUUCUUCCCGGGGUCUUUUUCUCCCUUUUUUCUACCGUGGUUCUCUCCUUUGCAUCCCUCCGGGAGUCGGUCUGGCACUGUAAGGGAGGAGAAGGGCGUCUCUACUGGGUGUGGUUUGGACAGUUGUCCAGGAACAGGGUUCAAGAUUCUUCAGGGGAAUCGUGUGCACGUGGAAUGAAGAACUAGUAUGGAAACUUCAUUGAUAACCUGAGACUCUUCACCAAGGGAGGAAGUGGUGGAAUGGGCUACCCUCGCUUAGGUGGAGAAGGUGGAAAAGGGGGUGACGUCUGGGUUGUAGCCCAUAACAAAAUGACUUUAAAACAACUUAAAGACAAAUAUCCUCAGAAACGGUUUGUGGCUGGAGAAGGAGCAAAUAGUCGAGUUAGUGCACUGAAAGGCUCCAAAGGAAAAGACUGUGAAAUUCCUGUACCUGUGGGUAUUUCAGUAACUGAUGAAAAUGGUAAAAUCAUAGGAGAACUCAAUAAAGAGAAAGACAGAAUUUUGGUAGCUGAAGGAGGUAUUGGUGGUAAAUUGCUUACAAAUUUCUUACCAUUGAAAGGCCAGAGAAGAGUAAUUCACCUAGAUCUAAAACUUAUAGCUGAUGUAGGCCUAGUGGGAUUCCCAAAUGCUGGAAAAUCCUCUUUGCUAAGUAAGAUUUCUCAUGCAAAACCUGCAAUUGCAGAUUAUGCAUUUACAACAUUAAAGCCUGAACUUGGAAAAAUUAUGUAUAAUGAUUUCAAACAGAUCUCAGUAGCUGAUCUUCCUGGUUUGAUAGAAGGAGCACAUAUGAACAAAGGAAUGGGCCACAAAUUCCUCAAGCAUAUAGAAAGAACUAAACAACUACUUUUUGUUGUCGAUAUUUCUGGAUUUCAGCUUUCUUCACAAACUCGGUAUAGAACUGCCUUUGAAACCAUAAUACUACUUACAAAAGAGUUGGAGUUGUACAAAGAGGAACUUCAGACAAAACCUGCUCUCCUGGCAGUUAAUAAAAUGGACUUGCCAGAUGCCCAAGAUAAGUUUCAGGUACUGAUGAACCAACUCCAAAGUCCUAAAGAUUUUUUACAUUUAUUUGAAAAAAACAUGAUUCCAGAGAGGACUGUGGAGUUCCAACACAUCAUCCCCAUCUCUGCAGUUACUGGAGAAGGAAUAGAUGAACUAAAGACCUUCAUAAGGAAAUCACUGGAUGAACAUGCCAACCAGGAAAAUGAUGCAUGUCAUAAGAAGCAGUUGCUUAAUUUACGUAUUUCUAACACAAUAUCUUAUAGUGAGCCACCAUCAAAUACCGCUGUUACUAGUCCCAGAAUGGAUAUAACUUAAAUUAAAAGUGGUGUUGAAACUGUGUUCAUUUGAAAGCUUUUCCACACAUAUUUUUUAGAAGUUUAGUUGUUUCUACAUGAUGGUGUCUGUGCCAUCAUUUAAGAACCAUACUUUUAAAAGAUGUUUUAUAGCUAAAUCCAUCAACAGUGAAAAAGUAACUGAGGACUAAAAACGGCCCAUCCACCUAUAAUAAAAUCCUCUGAUAUUCCUGUA
Sus scrofa (pig) is the source of this 1669-nucleotide messenger RNA. It is a transcript of the gene GTPBP10, whose product is annotated as GTP binding protein 10. Gene Ontology annotation, molecular function: GTP binding; GTPase activity; magnesium ion binding. Lineage: Eukaryota; Metazoa; Chordata; Mammalia; Artiodactyla; Suidae. The record is from RefSeq and is a predicted model, not a curated record. Gene Ontology annotation, cellular component: mitochondrion.